Amborella trichopoda is the source of this 2510-nucleotide messenger RNA. NCBI's taxonomy places the organism in Eukaryota, Viridiplantae, Streptophyta, Magnoliopsida, Amborellales, Amborellaceae. The record is from RefSeq and is a predicted model, not a curated record.
CCUCGACCCCUCUCCGAGGUCGGUCAUUUCCCCCGCAUGGAGAGCAGAGGGUCCUAUAUUUUCGCUAGUAGCUAAUAAUUCUCGGCCUUUGCUUUCUCACUCUCUCUCUAGACUCUAGCUCCCCAGCCUAAACACAUUCAUGUGAACUCUCUCUCUCCCCACCUGCUCCAGCAUUACCUGGUCAAAAAUGGCUCACCACUGCGAGUCCAAAAGCCCUUUGGCCUCUUCUCUCUACUCUACUUAUUUCCUGCUACUUUCUCUCUCCUCUUCCCAGAAAUCCCAAGCCUCUUCACUCUCUCACCAACUCUCAACAACAAAAAACCAAUUUCUUUAAGGUUGAGCUUCUUCAACCCCUUCCCUUCCCUUCCCUUCCAUGGCCUCACCCACCCUGAAGUUCCUCUGCUUUCUCCUCCUCCCCUUUCUCUCUCUGAAACUCCCCUCCUCUUAUUCCCAAAACUUCAUCUACAAUGGUUUCGAUAAUGCCAACAUAACCUUAACAGGUUCAUCUCAGAUCAAAAGAAGUGGAAUUCUUCAACUAACCAAUGUUACAUCAGGGCUCAUAGGCCGUGCCUUUUACCCUGAACCUCUCCAAUUCAAGAACUCGAACCGUGUUUCCUCUUUCUCCACCUCCUUUGUCUUUACAAUUGUGCCAAUUAUCCCAACCAAAGGUGGCCAUGGCCUGGCCUUCACAAUUUCUCCGUCUACAUCCUUUCUCGGAGCUUUUGCGAAGCAAUACCUCGGCCUUUUCAACGUGACCACCAUCGGUAACUUAUCGAACCAUAUCUUUGCCGUCGAAUUCGACACAGUUCAAGACUAUGAGUUUGGGGAUAUCAAUGACAACCAUGUUGGGGUUGACAUCGACAACCUUAAUUCAACUGUGGCUGCCCCUGCUUUUAUCAAAUUGGCCAAAAAUGGCAUCAUCACCACCACAAAUGUGACCUUGCAAGGUGGUAACCCAAUUCAAGCCUGGAUCGAGUACGAUUCGCCUUCGAAAGUCCUCAACAUCACACUCUCUUUGUCCUCUGAUAAGCCUCAAAUCCCCUUGAUCUCGACCGAGAUUGAUCUCUCUCCGGUCCUUGAAGACUACAUGUAUGUUGGUUUCUCCACUUCUACUGGUGUCUUGGCGAGUUCCCACUAUGUCUCAGGCUGGACCUUUCGAAUGAAUGGCGAGCCACAACCCCUUUUUCUCUCUCGCCUUCCUCUUCUUCGAAACACGAAGAAUAUCACGCAGAGCAAAGGUUUCAUAAGUGGGGUCUCAAUUUCUGUAACUCUUUUGGUUUGUGCUGCCAUUGCAGCUUCUCUGUAUAUAGUAUGGAAAUUGAAGACAGCAGAUAUUAUCGAAGAAUGGGAGUUGACCUCUGGCCCUCAUAGAUUCUCUUACAAACAGCUUCGAAUGGCCACUCGCAGUUUUAGCAGCAAAGAGUUGUUAGGAUUUGGUGGAUUUGGAAAAGUUUACAGAGGAGUUUUAUCAGGCUCAAAGACCGUGGUUGCAGUUAAGCGUGUUAACCAUGAAUCGAAGCAGGGAUUGCGUGAGUUCGUGGCCGAGAUCGCGAGCGUCGGACGCAUGAGGCACCGCAACCUGGUUCAGUUGCAGGGGUGGUGCAGGCGAAGGGGUGACCUACUGCUUGUGUAUGACUACAUGCCCAAUGGUAGCCUUGAUAAAUACAUCUUCGAGCCACAAGAAGGCUCUGUAUUGAGCUGGGCUCAGCGCUACAAGGUAAUCAGGGGCGUGGCAGCAGGGCUCUUGUAUUUGCACGAAGAGUGGGAACAGGUGGUCCUGCACAGAGACGUGAAGGCCAGUAAUGUAUUGUUGGACGCUGACAUGAAUGGAAGGCUAGGUGACUUCGGGCUGGCACGGCUAUAUGAACACGGGGCAAAUGCGUACACGACUCACGUGGUAGGAACCCUUGGGUACCUUGCACCCGAGCUUUCGCGCAUAGGGCGAUCGACCACCAAGACUGAUGUCUAUGCCUACGGUGCUCUCCUUUUGGAGGUGGCUUGCGGGCGAAGGCCAAUCGAUGCCAAGGCCCCACCAGAGGAGAUGGUUUUGGUAGAUUGGGUAUGGGAUUGCCAUGCAAGGGGGCAGAUUGUUAUGGCCGCGGAUUCGAGGCUGAGGGGAUUGUAUGAUAUGGGUGAGAUGGAGGCCGUGUUACGUCUUGGGCUUUCUUGCUCGAGUUCGGCACCAGAGGCACGACCUAGCAUGAGGCAGGUUGUGCAGGUGCUUGAUGGGGAUGCUCCAUUGCCUGAGCUGGGAUUGGGGCAGGUUAAUAAUGAUAAUGCUAGCAGGAGAGUGUACGUUGAGGACCAUGUGCACUCGUAUCCUUCCUCAAUGGACCAGGGCUCAUUCGCGUCGAGCGGAGGAGGGGGCACCGGGGGAGGAGUACCUUUGUCACCACUAUCGUUGUCGUUGUUGUCUGAAAGGGCUGGGCGGUGAUAACCAUUGUGUAUAAGUUUGUUUCAUUAUGUUUCUUUUUGCCUCAGCUUUGCCCCUUUUCUUUUUUUGAAUUACA